This is a messenger RNA of Impatiens glandulifera, 1192 nucleotides long. Its product is annotated as NAC domain-containing protein 2-like. Lineage: Eukaryota; Viridiplantae; Streptophyta; Magnoliopsida; Ericales; Balsaminaceae. The record is from RefSeq and is a predicted model, not a curated record. The coding region runs from base 38 to 1009 and encodes 323 amino acids. Gene Ontology annotation, biological process: regulation of DNA-templated transcription. Gene Ontology annotation, molecular function: DNA binding. The transcript is spliced from 3 exons.
CUUCUCUAUUCUAUUCUAGACACAGACAAACAAAUCCAUGGCUCAAGAUUUGAACUUUCCUCCUGGUUUCCGUUUCCAUCCAACGGAUGAAGAGCUUGUCAUUCACUACCUCUGCCGUAGAUGCGCGUCGCAGCCGAUUUCAGUCUCCAUCAUUGCUGAGAUCGAUCUCUACAAAUACGACCCUUGGGACCUCCCCGGUCUGGCUUUGUACGGAGAGAAAGAGUGGUACUUCUUUUCUCCUAGGGAUCGGAAAUAUCCCAACGGUUCAAGGCCUAACCGGGCGGCGGGUUCCGGUUAUUGGAAGGCGACCGGAGCCGACAAACCGAUCGGACAUCCGAAACCGGUGGGAAUCAAGAAAGCUCUUGUCUUUUAUGCCGGAAAAGCUCCCAAGGGAGAGAAAACCAACUGGAUCAUGCAUGAAUACAGGUUGGCCGACGUUGACCGUUCUGCCCGGAAGAAGAACAGUAAUAGCCUCCGGUUGGACGAUUGGGUGCUUUGCCGUUUAUACAACAAGAAAGGGGCUAUUGAGAAGAAUAAUAAUGGGCUAGUAAUGGGCCGCAAGUUUAUCAGCAGCAGCCCAACAAUUGAUAUGAGCGAGGAGAAAAAGCCCAUAAUAAUAUCAAACCAACAAUAUCCACCGCAAGCGGCGGGAGCGAGGUUGGGGGUUGGAUCAUGCAGCAUAAUCCGAUCCCAGUUUCCGGCACCACCGGCAGCGGAGGUUUCCGGUGGAGUGAUGAACGAGUUGGCUUAUCUAGAGACAUCGGACUCAGUGCCGAAGCUCCAUACCGAGUCGAGUUGCUCGGAGCAGGUGCUGUCACCGUGCGAAAGGGAGGUGGAAAGUGCGCCGAAGAUGGCGGAGUGGGAGAAGAAUUACCAAUACGGCCAGCAGUACCAGUUUAAUAAUAACAACAACAACAACAAUUACAUAAUAGACUCGACGCAAUUCCAGAGCAAUAAUCAGCUGUCGCCGCUUCAGGAUAUUUUCAUGUAUAUGCAGAAGCCAUUUUAAUCUCCUUCUCUUUCCUUUAGGUUUUGAUUGUCGCGCGUGUGCAGGAGACUCGUGUCCAUGAGUGUACACGUGUGAGGGGUACAAUCAGAUUUAUGAGAUUAUAGAAGGGGGGAGGGCAAAGAAAAAUGGUGGUGGCCUCUUUGUAGUAGAGAUGCAGAAAUAAAAUAUAUAUUAAUUUUAAUU